Paramuricea clavata is the source of this 345-nucleotide messenger RNA. The record is from the annotation of a GenBank genome assembly. NCBI's taxonomy places the organism in Eukaryota, Metazoa, Cnidaria, Anthozoa, Malacalcyonacea, Plexauridae.
AUGACUGACGAGUUGCAUCCAUUGCAGUACCAAGUUCUGGGGCAGGUUAGAAUAUGAUAACAUAUUAUGCACAAUCUCGCAACUGUUGCAAUAUUAAUAUUAUAUUUGUAGGAUUUUGUUGUUGAUCUAUUACUGAUGCAUGAUGUUUUUCAACCGGUUGCGAAAGUGAUGACAUUGCUGCAAAGUAUUUCUCUUCCACCUUGGAAAACGUACCCAUAUGCUCAGAAAUUGGCGAAAUGGUUGCUUGAUGCCUCCAUGGAAUGUCAUGAAUUUGGAACGAAAAUAUUGAGGUGUUAUACGUUAUUCCUAAAUCCUAACCUAUUUCGCGAACGCAUUUUAUUUUAG